UUGUGUUUCAGGUGUAGAGAGGAGAGAGUGAACAGGGAGCGGGGCUUUUGUCUGUUGGUCUUCCUGGACUGAAGAGAGGGAGGGUGCAAGGCCAAGACUGUUAACGAUUCUCAAAAUGGUUUAUUACCCAGAGCUCUCUGUCUGGGUCAGUCAAGAACCAUUUCCAAAUAAGGAAAUGGACGGAAGGCUUCCUAAGGGAAGACUUCCUGUCCCAAAGGAAGUGAACCGCAAGAAGGAUGAGCAGAUUGGGGCCGCCUCCCUGACUCCACCUGGCAGCAUUGAAUUCCACUCCCCAGGCAUCGGUUACCUCCACCCUUUUUAAUCAUCACACCUCCAUUUGUAUUACAUAUGGUGUAUGGGUAUUGAUGAGGUCAUGGUAUCAUAUAUGGGAUUUUUUUCUGUGUAAAUCAUCAAGUAUAAGAAGAAACUAUGGGACUCUGAGCCUUGCUUUAGAGAAUUUACAGUGGACAAAUAGGUAUCAUCAAACCAGUUUUUAAUCAUUCUGACUCAAGUGAAACCGCUCAGAAUUUCACACUGUGAAUCCACGUUUACAACCCUUACAGGUGGGCCUUCAGGCCUGGUUCUCGACAACGAUGUCUUCCACAACUCAAACUCCCUCUGCUCUCACACAACCGGUUCACUCCUGCCUUUUCACUCACACAGCUCCCGACUGCUUCUCGCAGAGGCUGAGAGUCCCCAUUUUUUUUUUUUCAUUUAGAUGUAACAAGCCUAGUAGUUUAUGUUCAUCGAUUGUCUGUAUAUCUAUAUUUUAUCCAUGUACUCUUUUGAUGUAUAGAAGUAGUUUGAAACUCAUUGUUUCCUUGUGGUAAGUGACCGAGAUGCUGCCACAGGACCUGAGACACUGAUGAAUGGUGCUAUUUUGGACUUUCAACAUGCUCCUUGGCGAGGUAGCUCUGAUGGAGUUAUAUUUUAUUUCCAUGUUCUAAGAAGGUGUUGGUACUCUGUUUCCCUGAAUGUUGUUCUCUAGACUGGAUUGACUUGUUUUCCUCGUGUCUUCAGUGUGGCUUUCUUCUUCAGCGUUGUAGGCUGAGUGAACGCUACCAGAGUGAGAGACUCACGUCUCGCCAGCUGGCGCUCACGGACGUGCAGUCCCUGGAGCGGGAGCAAUCACAAAACUGUAAUUUACUUACCAAAUCUCUUCUUUCCGGUAGCCUCGCCUGCCUAGCUUAGAGAAAGAAAAGCAAUACUUUGACAGGCGUUUUUAGGUGUCUCUUUUGGUUCUUUUUGUUUGAAAGGAUAUUUGGGGGAAAAAAGGGCAAAUGUUUCAAAUAAAGGCCCUCUGGGAAAAAAAAAUCCAAAAAAACUGGCAUCUGAGUCGAAUCUGAAAAUUACAGCUUUCCCAAAAAUUAAGUUGGAAAAAAAUGUCUUUAUAAAAUUUAAAAAAAGGCAGAGCACUCUUCUUUGGCAGUUUUGCUAAGCAAGGUGUAGAUUUUACAUUUUUGUCCUUGCUCCCAAUGAAAUGGAUAAACAAAAAUAAAACCAGACAAUACCAUCUACUCACGGAUUGUUGUUGUGUUAGCCAGUCUGAAAGCCCACCUUAAUUUUUAUAUAACUGUCUUUUAGCUCUUCCUUUGACAGGGCAGGCUGUGUUCUGCACUGUUCCGCUUCUGACUGUUAACACGGAUGAUGCAUGCACUGCACUUCUUCGUUCUCUUCUUGCUCCCGCAUUGGCCUGAGUUUCUUGUGCAUUUUCCUGCUCCCUCCUUUGUUAGAGUAGGUGUAUCAGCUGUGUAAAUAAUAAACAGUAUUCUGCAUCUGUGGCAUUUAUGUAGAGUUGCAGUUGUGCACUGCUGAAAAUGCAGGCUUUUGUAACAAUGUGAUCUUUACUGAUGCACUCACAAUAAGUACCCAGUGUAUUUUAGCUAUUUUAGUAGUAUUUGUUCAAUAAAUAUGCAAGC
Neomonachus schauinslandi (Hawaiian monk seal) is the source of this 1919-nucleotide messenger RNA. RefSeq names its product neuronal regeneration related protein (gene NREP). Gene Ontology annotation, biological process: regulation of neuron differentiation; axon regeneration; regulation of transforming growth factor beta receptor signaling pathway. Gene Ontology annotation, cellular component: nucleus; cytoplasm. NCBI's taxonomy places the organism in Eukaryota, Metazoa, Chordata, Mammalia, Carnivora, Phocidae. The record is from RefSeq and is a predicted model, not a curated record. The coding region runs from base 116 to 322 and encodes 68 amino acids. The transcript is spliced from 4 exons.